Molecule: messenger RNA, 744 nt
Organism: Cynara cardunculus var. scolymus (artichoke)
Lineage: Eukaryota; Viridiplantae; Streptophyta; Magnoliopsida; Asterales; Asteraceae
Product: non-specific lipid-transfer protein-like protein At2g13820
Exons: 2
Coding region: 85-573 (162 amino acids)
Biological process (GO): lipid transport
Molecular function (GO): lipid binding
Source: RefSeq, a predicted model, not a curated record
AACCAAACCACAACUCAAUCUCCUGUCUUUUUUCCACGAAAAUUACAUUACACAAAAACACACCAAAAUCCCACAAAAACCUAAAUGGCACAACAUCAAACUAUGCUGAUCCUAGCGAUCACGAUGACUGUCCUCUAUGGAACCGCAAUGGCUCAAUCAUCGGGCUGCACAAGUGUGCUAAUUAGCAUGUCACCGUGCCUCAACUACAUUUCGGGUAACUCAUCAACACCAUCAUCAAGAUGUUGCACCCAACUAGCCAGCGUGGUCCGGUCACAGCCAGAGUGCCUGUGUCAAGUCCUUAAUGGUGGUGGCUCGUCUAUGGGUAUUAACAUCAACCAGACUCAAGCUCUUGAGUUGCCUAAGGCCUGCAAUGUCCAGACUCCACCAACCAGUCGAUGCAAUGCAUCUUCUCCAACGAACUCUCCUUCAGGAACAACACCUUCGGGUACAGGCACUCAAUCGAACACUGUACCAUCAACGGAUAACGGUUCAUCGGAUGCAACCUCAACAAGAUUCGCAAGCAUUCCUAUCGUAUUUUCGCUACUUGUUGUCGCCUAUAGUAUGGUGUUCUAACUUAUUACAGUAUCCGACAACAUUAUGUUAUUGUUUAUGAUUUUUCAUUUGUUUUGCUUUGAUUCUUACUUGUUCUUUCACAAACUGGUGAGUUUGUCAAGAAACAUGGUAUGUACGAAAUUCUUUAUACGGAUACUAUUGUAUUGUUUUGGAUAUAUCUGAUACUUUUUA